UUUUGAGCAUGCGCACAACGCUGCAGUUAAAAAUGACGUCUUUUCCUGUCCACCUGUAGCGGCGCUGCAGCGGUAAGACCGUUAACAGAAUGAAACCAGGAGAUGUAGCCGAUUCAUUCAGCGCUGUGCGCCACAGCAGAGGGACAAAAACACAGAAAAACGUUAAAAAACAACUCCACACCUCUGGCUGAGGUGGAGCGAGCAGGUUCGGACCAAACCGGGCCGGGUCGGGCCGACCCGAGGCUGAGGAACAUCAACGCCCCAACAGGUGAGACCGCAGGCAGGAGGAGGAAGCCAGACUGUCCCGUUUCAGAGCAGAACCUCUGAGGCCCGGUGAGGGGUAACUGGACCUGAAGGUUCUGGACAUUAUGGAGUCUUUGUUUGGGUUCUUUAAAGUGAGAAAUAAAGUUAUUUUGGGUCCUGGGAAGGUUCUUCUCUGGUCCGGGUGUGGGUGACGGUCCUGCUGAGGCCCAGAACCUCAGAGACGGUUCUGGAUCUGGUUCUGACUGACGAAGGUCAGAGACUUUGACUCACGUUAGUUCUGAAGUUUCAGAGAUUAGGCCGGGAUUAUCUGAGAUCCGUCAGGAUGAUUCAUUCUGUCAGACGGGUUCUGUGAGGAUGAUGAGGAUGAGGAUGAUGAUGAUCAUCAUCAUCAUCAUCACCUUCUUCAUCAUCGUCUCUCUGGUUCUUUGUGCCGAAUCGUUCUGGUCUGCUGCUGCUCUUCAUCACAUCCGCAGAGACUCAUUAACCAUCUUCAUCAUCGAGAAACAUUCUCAGUUUGGCGCCGAUCCAAACGGAUCAGAACCGAUCCAAACUGAUUCAGACUCUCACCUGACAGUCCGUAACGAGCUGAGUCAGAUUACCGGAACCAGAACCGUGAACCCGGCUUGUACAUCAGGCUGAAGGAAGCCGGAGUACCAGGAGAGAACCCACCGAUCCCCAGGCAGAACCUGCAGAACCAGGCCGGGAUUCAAACCCAAAACAUUCCAGCAGAGCCGCCUGAGCUGCUAACAAACGGUCCAAACGGGCCGCGUUAGGACAACAGGCAGAUAAAAUCUGAGCUUCUUAAAGAGACAGGUCAGAUUUUUGGAGCUGGGAUUCUGUGGAGAAGCUGUGAGUCGUCAGUGUCUUCCAUGAAUUGGAUCAGAGCCUGAAUGGAUUCUGGUUCUGAUGACAGACUGACACCAAACCAGUUCAGUCACAAAAGUAUUUACACCCUGUGAAGUAAGCCGGCUUCCUUCCCAGACAGGAAGUGGUUACAGUUAAACAUCCUGUCGCACGGACUCAGGUUCUGGAAGAAUGUGGUUCAGAACCGAUCCGAUCUCUGGUAAUACAAUCUGGUUCUGAGGUCAGAGGUCAGCUGCAAACACUCCAGAUUCCUGCAGUCAGUGAUGCAGAGAGGUGAGAUCUCACCUGGGCUGCUUGGUCGGUUUGAGGAUCGGGUCAUGUGACCCGGUUCAGGUGAGUCACCUGAGCAGGAAGAGCAGCCGCCACUUCUCCGCCUGCCUUCAGCGUCUCAUCAUGUCUCGGCCCGGCUGGCAUCAUGGCUGCUGCUCUCCCCUUUACAGCGCCGCUUCCUGUUGCUUCCCCCGGGUCCGGUUCGGCGCCUGGCGCUGCGUUUCCGUGGCGAUGUUCCGGCGCAGGAAGAAGAAGCAUCGGCUGGAGAUCUCGGCGCCGCGGGACUUCCAGCACCGCGUCCACACGUCGUUCGACGUCUCGACGGGACGCUAUGUGGGUCUGCCAGCGCAGUGGCAGAGCGUCAUCGACACGCUGAAGAGGCCACGCCCCCUGGUGGACCCAUCCAGGAUCACCAACAUUGAUCUGGAACCCAGAAAGCAGACGAUCGUUCGCGGCAGCUUCAUUGGUCAUGGCGACUACAUCAGUCAUGUGAUCUCCGAGAUGAGCCGCGUUUCCGUCACCAGCUCCAACUCGCUGCGCCGCACCAGUCCGUCGGCACGGAAACGCGCCCAGUCAAUGGGGCGGCUGGGAGACGUGGCGGAGGACGAGUCGUACCACUACCUGGAGAUCAGCCGGCGGAGCAGCAGCGUGAAGGCCAGCGGGAGCGCCACCUACUGGCAGGACCGCAUCCGGCAGGUGCGCAGCGAGAGCGGCAGCCCCAGGGCAAACAGGAACCUGCAGAGAACCACAUCCAGCAGCCAGGUGAGCCCUGUACCUGAGGCCGCUCCGCUCUGCCCCACGUCGCCUCAGAGGACGACCUACACGCCUGAACCCAGCGUCCGCAACGGCGGCGUCGGGCUAAAGCAGAGGCCGACCUCCUACCACCAGGCGGCAGAGACCGGCAGGCCUCAGCUGAGACCCAGAGCCGGAGCCAAUCACCUGCCGGACCUGCUGUCGUCUUCCACAGAAACCCCCAGGAGGCCGCAUUCGACCUACGACCUUAAGUUGCCAUCUUCCCGCCCUCGGCUGCCUCCGCCCAACAGCACCAGCAGUCCCAUCAUCACCAGCCGAGUGCUGCCCCAACCUUCACCCCGCCCCUCCACAGGGGUCACAGUUUCUACCAAACGCACCUCCUCGCCGCCCCAGACGAGCACCACACAGCCUAGCCGCCCCGCUUCCUCCACCCCUCCUGCCGCCCCGGACAGAGCGCCCCAGAAGGUGACCCACGAGACGUUCAAGGCGGCGCUGGAAAUGGUGGUGGACCCGGGCGAUCCCAGGGUGACUCUGGAGAACUUCGUGAAGAUCGGGGAGGGCUCCACCGGCGUUGUAUGCAUCGCCCGGGAACGGCACAGCGGGCGCCAGGUGGCGGUGAAGAUGAUGGACGUGAGGAAGCAGCAGCGCAGGGAGCUUCUCUUCAACGAGGUGGUCAUCAUGAGGGACUACCAACACCCCAACGUGGUGCAGAUGUUCCGCAGCGCGCUGGUGGAGGACGAGCUGUGGGUCAUCAUGGAGUACCUGCAGGGCGGCGCUCUCACACACAUCAUCGGUGAAACCAGGCUGAACGAGGAGCAGAUAGCGACGGUGUGUGAGGGCGUCCUGCAGGCGCUGUCCUACCUCCACUCUCAGGGCGUCAUCCACCGAGACAUCAAAAGCGACUCCAUCCUGCUCACGCUGGACGGCAGGAUAAAAUUGUCCGACUUUGGUUUCUGCGCUCAGAUCAACACUGACGUCCCAAAGAGGAAAUCUCUGGUUGGGACUCCGUACUGGAUGGCUCCGGAGGUAAUCUCCAAAACGCCGUAUGGCACAGAGGUGGACAUUUGGUCUCUGGGCAUCAUGGUGGUGGAGAUGGUGGACGGUGAGCCUCCGUACUUCAACGAAACGCCAAUCAGUGCCAUGAAGAAACUGAGAGACGAAGCGGCACCGAGUGUCAAGAACAUGCAGAGGGUUUCUCCGGUGCUGAAGGACUUCCUGGGCUGCAUGCUGACACGUGACACGCUGCAGCGCAGCGGCGCUGCCGCCUUGCUGCAGCAUCCCUUCAUGCUGCAGGCCGCCGCGCCGCGCUGCCUGGUGCCGCUGGUGGAGCAGCACCGCAAACGCAUGUCGCUCUGCUGAGACUCACCUGGAUCCGACCGGACCUGAGACUCACCUGCAGCCACAGACUGGAGGAUCCUCAGGUGGAUCACACCUGAUGCUUCAGGAUUUACAUAAUACACCUGAGAUCACACUAAAGACUAACCUCAGGAUUCACCUGGCGCUUCAAAAGGACCACAUGUUUUCUUUCUACUUUUUUAUUUUAUUUUUAUAGAGACGUUAAGGAACCUUUUCAGUGUUUCAGGCAGGAAAUGGAAGGGAUGCGAUGUGUAGCGAAGGUCCAGAGGUCAGAGGUCAAACUCCAGAUUACUGCUUCCAGGAUAAAUAUCCUCUGAACUCGAAGUGGCGGCUGCUGCAGCUGAUUUUAGUUUUAUAAACUUCAGCCUGAACUUGAGCUUUUAAAACAUUUCAUGUUCCUUCUAAUUUUAGCUAUAAUUCUUAAAUUUACAUGUUCAGUUAAAAUAAAAACAAUUCCAAACAAAUUAGAAUAAAAUAAAUCAGGUUUUUAUUCUGAUUUCAGAUCAAAUCGCAUUUCAUGUUGAUCUAAUUAACAAACAUCUCAGAAAUUAAACAAGUUCUCCUAUUAUCAGAAAUAUUUCAGUUUUUUGUUAAUUAUGUUGAUUUAUUGUUAACAUUUGCACUUGUUCGCAUUUUGAUGUUUGUGAGCUUUUUAUACAUACGGGAAAUGUUGAAUAAAUAUCAGUGUUCUUCUGUCAGAUUGU
Poecilia latipinna (sailfin molly) is the source of this 4211-nucleotide messenger RNA. Its product is annotated as serine/threonine-protein kinase PAK 6-like. The coding region runs from base 1522 to 3510 and encodes 662 amino acids. The record is from RefSeq and is a predicted model, not a curated record. Gene Ontology annotation, biological process: protein phosphorylation. Lineage: Eukaryota; Metazoa; Chordata; Actinopteri; Cyprinodontiformes; Poeciliidae. Gene Ontology annotation, molecular function: protein kinase activity; ATP binding. The transcript is spliced from 9 exons.